AAAAUAAUAAAUUCAAAUGUAAUUAAUGAGUGCAAACAAAAGCUCUAUUAGAACACACAGAGUUCUGUGACCUCACGGUUUGUCAGUGUUCUGCCCUGCAGACUGAUCCAGAUGAUUCAGUUCAGACCUGCUUCUCCACAGUGAAUGCUACAGAGAGAUUACCUGCACUAAACUACAAACAUUUAUCCACAACAGGAAAACAACUACUCCAACUGAGUAAAACGAAAGAAAGAAAACCAAACACAAAAUACGGAAAACCAGGUCACCAGAGACCGAUUUCUGAUUCAAGUAACAUGGACAAAGAAGCAGAGAUCAUGGAUAAAAUCUCCAGCUCUCCUGUGUUCUCUUUGAACUCAGAGACUGCUGAGAUUACCAACAUCCCUGUAUCAGGAACCAACCAUCAAACUGCUGAGGAUCUUGAUGAUCUGAUGCAUUGUGAUGAUGUUUCAGACAAAGAAGAGCUCACUUGCCCUUGCACCCAUCCCAUCAUCAGCGAGGACCGCAUAUCAACAUGUACCUCUGUUUGGUCUUCCAUGGACGAGGACAGCAUCUCGACAAAUUCCUCUUCUUGGUUUUACAUCAAUGAGAACGGCGGGAUGACUGACUCUAGUUGUUGUUCCUCCCCUGACCCAGAUGUCUCAGAAAUGAUCACAUCAUUUGAUCAGAAUAUUGAUGAGGAGAUUAAAAACGUAUGUCAAAGGUUCUUGUAUCCAGAGAACAUGGAGACAGAGACAGAUGACUUUGAAGAAAACUGGACCACCGAGGAAGAAUCAACUUCAAGACUUUCAGUCAGGUCAGACGAGAGUGGGAGUUCUUCCCGUGCCAUCAUUGAGGCAAGCAAAAUGCUUGUCUCCCAAAUAAUUAAUGAGGCUGGCAAGAUACUGCAGUCCACUGAAACUGUCGAGACACUUCAGCAGUCCACUGAGGCUAUCAAGACGCAGCAGUGCACUGAGGCCGACAGGAUUCUGCAGUCCACUGAGGACGCCAAGACACUGCAGACCACUGAAGCUGGUCAGUUGCUUCAGCAGUCCACUGAGGACGCCAAGACACUGCAGACCACUGAAGCUGGCAAGUUGCUUCAGCAGUCCAUUGAGGACGCCAAGACACUGCAGACCACUGAAGCUGGCAAGUUGCUUCAGCAGUCCACUGAGGACGCCAAGACACUGCAGACCACUGAUGCUGGCAAGUUGCUUCAGCAGUCCACUGAGGACGCCAAGAUACUGCAGACCACUGAAGCUGGCAAGUUGCUUCAGCAGUCCACUGAGGACGCCAAGAUACUGCAGACCACUGAAGCUGGCAAGUUGCUUCAGCAGUCCACUGAGGACGCCAAGAUACUGAAGAUCACUGAAGCUGGUCAGUUGCUUCAGCAGUCCAUUGAGGACGCCAAGACACUGCAGACCACUGAAGCUGGCAAGUUGCUUCAGCAGUCCACUGAGGACGCCAAGAUACUGCAGACCACUGAAGCUGGCAAGUUGCUUCAGCAGUCCACUGAGGACGCCAAGAUACUGCAGACCACUGAAGCUGGCAAGUUGCUUCAGCAGUCCACCGAGGACGCCAAGAUACUGAAGAUCACUGAAGCUGGUCAGUUGCUUCAGCAGUCCACUGAGGACGCCAAGACACUGCAGACCACUGAAGCUGGCAAGUUGCUUCAGCAGUCCACCGAGGACGCCAAGAUACUGAAGAUCACUGAAGCUGGUCAGUUGCUUCAGCAGUCCACUGAGGACGCCAAGACACUGCAGACCACUGAAGCUGGUCAGUUGCUUCAGCAGUCCACUGAGGCUGUAAAGACGCAAUUUUUUCUAAAUUCCUCCACCAUCGCUGUCUAUCUAAGGAGAUUUUUCCAGAGUCUCACUGCAGAGCAAUGGAGGGAAGUAAGCGAAGGCGUCUAUAAUAUACAUGUGAAGGAGCAGCUGACUGACAUGUGCACAGAUGUGCUGAGGUUCAUCUCAGAGUCAGUUACUAAGCAAGUCUUACAAGCCAUUCAUCAGGAUCAAAGUUCAAAUAACGACACCAUGACCUUGAGGAGUCCCUUGUCUUCAGCACCUCUCAUUGACAGCUUAGGUAUCACUGAGUACAACAUGCAGAGAAGUUUGGAAAGUUCCUUCAGCCAGGCUCUCUGUGAUGUCUUUGGGACUGACACCACUGGAAGGAUUUCACCCAAAUUCACAGAGGCCAUAGCAGGAGAGGUCAUUAAUGAGAUCAACUCUGUCCUAUCAGUUGCCAUACAAGUCUCUCUGGAUAGAAGUUGCCACAGUGUCACUGCUGCUGCCUGCGACCAGGUGACAAAUGACAGAGCAGCCAAGAAAACUUUGGAGGGAGCUAUCUCAACCAUGAAAUCCUUCCUCACAGGACAAGGCACAGCAAUGAGGAGGAGGAUUCAGACAGACAAAGUUUCUGAUUUUGACAGUAAAGAGGUGACACCUGCAAGUGGAUGUAAAGGCAAGAGGAAGAAGUCGCAGUGGAAGAGGUGUUUCAGUGGAUGGCAAAGGAAAAAGAUUCAGGCAGUUCCACUUGAUCAGGAAGAGAUGAGCAGUUCUUUUCCUCAUCAGUCUAUCAACUCUGGUGAUGAGGAUGAAGAAAUCUUCCGCCAGAGCUCUGUGGACUCGUCUCAGCCUUUCAUGGAGACGGAGGCAAAGAAGAGCAACAGUUUCUUAGGCUUCUUCCACAAUCUCUUCUCAAAGAAUGAGAAGAAGGCGAAGAAGGAGGAGAAAAAGACAGAGCGGUCUCCUUUUUGGAAGCGGCUGUUGUGCAGAAGUGCAGAUGAUGACUUGACGUGUGGAGAUCGGGACCAGUUUCAGCAACUGGCCUUACAAUAACUUUUUUUUUUAUUUCUCUUUCACCUCCUCGCCUUAACCUCUAAAUGGCUUUAAAUUUAACUGGGUUACAUGAGGUCUACACCCUGUUACUCUUAAUCCACCAACACUGCCAUCAGUGAGGCUGGCAAAUUGCUCAUCUCCCAUGUUAAUAAUACUGCAGUACACUAAGGCCACUAAGGCUGUAAAGAUACUGCAGUCAAGGAUGAGGAUGUAAAGGAGGAGAAGAACAUUCCUCUUUCUCAGAAACCCCUCAACCCCCCACCCCCAACCCUGUACCCCACUUC
Micropterus salmoides (largemouth bass) is the source of this 3100-nucleotide messenger RNA. RefSeq lists its product as uncharacterized. Lineage: Eukaryota; Metazoa; Chordata; Actinopteri; Centrarchiformes; Centrarchidae. The coding region runs from base 294 to 2816 and encodes 840 amino acids. The transcript is spliced from 4 exons. The record is from RefSeq and is a predicted model, not a curated record.